GAGAGAGUGAGAGAGAUGGGCGCGGUUUCGACGCUUUCUUCUGUCCUGUUAUUUUCUCAAGCAUCCGGGGAUCAUUGCAGAGCGUUGUCUUCCUCCUCAAUCUACUUCUUCACUAAUAACAGAGAGAGCAAGAGAAGAUGGGCGACAUUCGGCACCCUCCGCCUUUCUUAUUCUUCUAGGGUGGGCGGUCUUGGCGGGAGAAGGGCUGUCGUCAGCAACUUGAGAUCAGAGGGCUCUGGCGUUGACAGCAUCGAAGGUGGUGAUGGGGGUUUUGGCGGAGACGACGGCAGCAGCAACAACAACAACAACGAUAAUGAUAGCGGAGAUGGAGACGGGGAAUCAUCUAAGUCCGGGGGUAUGUCAAUGUCCCAGAAGCUGACCUUGGCUUAUGCUGCCUUGGUUGGAGUUGGAGGAGUAAUGGGCUAUGCAAAAAGUGGUAGCCAGAAGUCAUUAGCUUCUGGGGGGUUAUCAGCCUUGCUUCUGUUCUAUGUGUUUAGUGAACUUCCCUCAAGACCAGCGUUUGCUUCAUCACUGGGGCUUGGCCUAUCUGCUGCACUUCUUGCUGUCAUGGGUUCUCGCUUCAUGAAGUCGAGGAAACUAUUUCCAGCAGGCCUCGUAUCUUUUACGUCUUUGAUCAUGGCUGCUGGCUACCUCCAUGGAAUUUUGCGCAGUCUGGGAGCAUGAUUUUGAGAUUCAAGAGAUAAUGUGUUAAGUUCUGAAAACUUGUGCUUGCUGAAUCUUUGAAGAUGGAAAUAUCCAGUAUUAAUUGUCCUUUGCUUGACC
This is a messenger RNA of Magnolia sinica, 783 nucleotides long. Its product is annotated as protein FATTY ACID EXPORT 2, chloroplastic-like. Gene Ontology annotation, cellular component: membrane. The record is from RefSeq and is a predicted model, not a curated record. Bases 16 to 684 code for a protein of 222 amino acids. NCBI's taxonomy places the organism in Eukaryota, Viridiplantae, Streptophyta, Magnoliopsida, Magnoliales, Magnoliaceae. The transcript is spliced from 3 exons.